GGUUCCAAACAGCCGUGGCCCGCGGUGUCUGGCGCUCGGUGGGUGUGGUUGCCCCUAGUUUGAGGCCUGCCCGAUUACCUGCAAGACUUGGGCAAGCCCCGGGCGCCGCUCCGACCACGACAGGGAAAGGUAAAGCGAACUGUGCUCCUUGGGGCUCGCCAGGCUCCCUUGCGAGGGGGAAGGUAAUGGUUUCAAGCAGCCCAGGCUGGGUUCCGGAUCUCUAGGACUCCAUGGCUGCGAUCUCCUCGCUUUCCUGGACGUCUUACCUCCGGAUGUACUCCAGUCUCAGUGCCCCUCAAUAAACGUUAACCUGCUUUGCCAAAAUAUAAAUGUUUAAAAAGGUGAAGAAGCAAGGAAUUUUUCGUUUUACCUUAAUGUUAAGGUUUACUUUAAAGGUAGAUUUGUACUGUAGCAGAACCGGGUGACAAAUUGGCUUCCUCUUAUUACCUGGGAAGAUAACUACUGGUUUUCAGCUUGUGAUAAAUACUCCUUCCGUUGUCUUUUGCCCCCAGCCAGAUCUGUUUCACCGAGAAGGAGUAGUUUGCACAAGGUGGUAACUUCCUCCAAGUUCCCAUCUAGCUUUCUUAACCAACCUUUUUUCUCUCCUUUGGGCGGCAGUUGAUCUGCUGGACACUUAUUUGGCUUAACAAGGUUUGUUAAACACCUAGUAUAUGCCAGGCGUUAUGCCAGGGAUUGGGGAUGCAGAAAUAAAGAAGAUGUGUUCGCAGUGCCCGAGUUCACUCACAAACCUUGAGGGGGAGGAUGUCGUCAAGUGAACAGAUAGUUCUAGAAUCUAGGCAAUGCGGCACAUUCUUGGGUAGGUUUAUGGUUGAACAGAGGAGACUAAUGGAAUGGAUGACCUAAAAGUGGACUGGGAUGGGGAUGGCAGGGCUGAGUCUGUGAGGUUGGGCGGGAGGGAACCUAGUCCCAGAGUCUUCUGCAGCCUGGACCAGACUGCUUAAGCACUGCUGGGUUUAGACUGUCAUUUACAAAUAGGAGCCGCUAGAAGUGAACUUCUGAUAACUAUUCUGUCCGUCCCUAAUUCUGUCCUUCCCUAAAAGGAACCUUAAUCUCAUCUUUAAAAUAAGGAGAAUUACUGAGUGACCUGAAGGACCCUUUUCAGUUGGAAAGUCUGAAUUGACCAACACUGUUUGGAUGAAUUUGACCAUUUAUUAGGAGACUGGAAUGUUAAGUUUCUAUAAAUGAAUGAACCAGUUCUCUCUUGUUUGGAGCAAUGCUGAAAUUCCAAGAGGCAGCUAAGUGUGUGAGUGGAUCAACAGCCAUUUCCACUUAUCCAAAGACCUUGAUUGCAAGAAGAUACGUGCUUCAACAAAAACUUGGCAGUGGAAGUUUUGGAACUGUCUAUCUGGUUUCAGACAAGAAAGCCAAACGAGGAGAGGAAUUAAAGGUACUUAAGGAAAUAUCUGUUGGAGAACUAAAUCCAAAUGAAACUGUGCAGGCCAAUUUGGAAGCCCAACUCCUCUCCAAGCUGGACCACCCAGCCAUUGUCAAGUUCCAUGCAAGUUUUGUGGAGAAAGAUAAUUUCUGCAUUAUCACGGAGUACUGUGAGGGCCGAGAUCUGGAUGAUAAAAUACAGGAAUAUAAACAAGCUGGAAAAAUCUUUCCAGAAAAUCAAAUAAUAGAAUGGUUUAUCCAGCUGCUGCUGGGAGUUGACUACAUGCAUGAGAGGAGGAUACUUCAUCGAGACUUAAAGUCAAAGAAUAUAUUUCUGAAAAAUAAUCUACUUAAAAUUGGAGAUUUUGGAGUUUCUCGACUCCUAAUGGGAUCCUGUGACCUGGCCACAACUUUAACUGGAACUCCCCAUUAUAUGAGUCCUGAGGCUCUGAAACACCAAGGCUGUGACACAAAGUCGGACAUCUGGUCACUGGCAUGCAUUUUAUAUGAGAUGUGCUGCAUGACUCAUGCAUUCGCUGGCUCCAAUUUCUUAUCCAUGGUUUUAAAAAUUGUUGAAGGUGAUACACCUUCUCUCCCUGAGAGAUAUCCAAAAGAACUAAAUGCCAUCAUGGAAAGCAUGUUGAACAAGAAUCCUUCAUUAAGACCAUCUGCUAUUGAAAUUUUAAAAAUCCCUUACAUUGAUGAGCAGCUACAGCACCUAAUGUGUGGAUAUUCAGAAAUGACUCUGGAAGACAAGAAUUUGGAUUGUCAGAAGGAGGCUGCUCAUAUAAUUAAUGCCAUGCAAAAAAGGAUCCACCUGCAGACUCUGAGGGCACUGUCAGAAGUACAGAAAAUGACGCCAAGAGAAAGGAUGCGGCUGAGGAAGCUCCAGGCGGCUGAUGAGAAAGCCAGGAAGCUGAAAAAGAUUGUGGAAGAAAAAUAUGAAGAAAAUAACAAACGAAUGCAAGAAUUGAGAUCUCGGAACUUUCAGCAGCUGAGUGUUGAUGUACUCCAUGAAAAAACACAUUUAAAAGGAAUGGAAGAAAAGGAGGAGCAACCUGAGGGAAGACUUUCUUGUUCACCCCAGGACAAGGAUGAAGAAAGGUGGCAAGGCAGGGAAGAGGAAUUUGAUGAACCGACUUUAGAGAACCUGCCUGAGUCUCAGCCUAUUCCUUCCAUGGACCUCUGCGAACUUGAAUCAAUUGUAGAGGAUGCCACCUCUGACCUUGGAUAUCAUGAGAUCCCAGAAGACCCACUUGUGGCUGAAGAGUACUACACUGAUGCAUUUGAUUCCUAUUGUGAAGAGAGUGAUGAGGAGGAAGAAGAAAUAGCGUUAGAAAGACCAGAGAAAGAAAUCAGGAAUGAGGGAUCCCAGCCUGCUUACAGAACAAACCAACAGGACAGUGAUAUUGAAGCGUUGGUCAGGUGUUUGGAAAAUGUCCUGGGUUGCACUUCUCUAGACACAAAGACCAUCACCUGCAUGGCUGAAGACAUGUCCCCAGGACCAACAAUUUUCAACAGUGCGAUGGCCAGGACCAAGAUGAAACGCAUGAAGGAAUCAGCCAUGCAGAAGCUGGGGACAGAAGUAUUUGAAGAGGUCUAUAAUUACCUCAAGAGAGCAAGGCAUCAGAAUGCUAGCGAAGCAGAGAUCCGGGAGUGUUUGGAAAAAGUGGUGCCUCGAGCCAGCGACUGUUUUGAAGUGGACCAGCUCCUGUACUUUGAAGAGCAGUUGCUGAUCACGAUGGGAAAAGAACCUACUCUCCAGAACCAUCUCUAGGCAACUAUCAAAAAGAAGCAGAAGUUCAAGUGGACAAAUUUAUGUGAAAAUUCAUUUAACAUAUAAGCUGAACUCUAUUAUGGGGAAUGGAUACAAAAGUGGAGCUCUCAUCCUGACUUUCAAUUCCUCGUCAGAAGUACUGGCUUCUUUAGAGAGUAGUAAGCAUGGGUGCCUACGCUUGGAGUCAUAAGUGUUAUUUGGACUAUACCCUGAGAUAAGCUUAUAGAUCAAGUUUGGCUCCCUUGAAAAGCCUUUCUCUCAUGUGUGCCCUCAGGGCUUCCAGCAGGAUUGAGUCAUCCUGACGAUGACCGGGGAGAAGCUGUGUGCUCUUCAUCAUUUUCAGCUGGAGGACAAAACUCAGUGCCUGACUGCCUAGGGUCUCAUGGACUGUGGGCAGCCUGCCGGUGAAGGUCACUGGACCCUAGCCUACAACAUGCUGAGCUACAGCCCAGAAGCCAGACAUGCCUGUCUUAGCUGACCUGUUUUUGGUCCACUUUUGCCCUUCCAUGACUAACAAGGAAGAUAUGUGUGUAUUUCAUACACACACGAGGACCUGGAUUAAAAAUCCAAAAAGUGAUUCUCUUCUAUGAUUUAUUUCAAACUCAUCCAUAGAUAAUUCAAGAUUUGUAUUCAAAAUAAACAUAGUUUUCACAGUUACAAAAUAAAUCACCUAUUUUAUCUUUUCCUUA
Nomascus leucogenys (northern white-cheeked gibbon) is the source of this 3861-nucleotide messenger RNA. It is a transcript of the gene NEK11, whose product is annotated as NIMA related kinase 11. Gene Ontology annotation, biological process: protein phosphorylation. The record is from RefSeq and is a predicted model, not a curated record. Gene Ontology annotation, molecular function: protein kinase activity; ATP binding. NCBI's taxonomy places the organism in Eukaryota, Metazoa, Chordata, Mammalia, Primates, Hylobatidae.